Penicillium psychrosexuale is the source of this 186-nucleotide messenger RNA. RefSeq lists its product as uncharacterized. NCBI's taxonomy places the organism in Eukaryota, Fungi, Ascomycota, Eurotiomycetes, Eurotiales, Aspergillaceae. The coding region runs from base 1 to 186 and encodes 61 amino acids. The transcript has a single exon. The record is from RefSeq and is a predicted model, not a curated record.
AUGAGCGAUUCUCAGCCGCCCGAUGCCGAAAGCAAAGAAUUCUGCGGUGGAGUCUCUUUCGCCAUUGCCCCACCCAGCGAGAAAUUCGUCGUAAGCCCCCAAGUACGAGAAAGUGGCUUGCGAGUAUGGAUCUCUGCGACUGUCGACUGGUUGCUGGCACACGCGUCAUCAGCUGUCAUCCGUUGA